AUGAUUUCCCUAUUUUUCCUAGCUUUUCUAGCUCCAAAAUCUUCCGCCUAUAUCGGAUUGUAUAAUGAUUUGAAUUGUACAAUGUUCAAUGGAACAUCGAGACCUUUGAUGUGUUAUACACUGGAUACAGCUACUCCGGCGGCAAUUUAUCGGGAUGCGCAGGCAACUGCGGUUGCCACGUGUCCCAGAACUUGUGGACUGUGUUGUAGGACCAGUGCGUUCAUGUGCAAGAAUUUGAUUUACCCCCGAAUCGACUGUAAUACCAUCACCAGAGCCCAAUGUCAGUCUCCCGUUUGGCGUCAGAUUCUAGCUGAAGACUGCCCAGCCAGAUGUGGAUUCUGUGACCUAAAUGGUUGCAUCGACGCGGUUCCUGGCUGUGAAAAUGAUCCAUCCAUAUGUCAUACCAUUGGAAUGGAACAAUUUGUGAAUCAAAACUGUAGACGGACUUGUAAUCGGUGCUCGGUGAGCACUCAGCCACCGUGUGCUGCCGGGAAAUAA
Caenorhabditis briggsae is the source of this 498-nucleotide messenger RNA. The coding region runs from base 1 to 498 and encodes 165 amino acids. The record is from RefSeq and is a predicted model, not a curated record. Lineage: Eukaryota; Metazoa; Nematoda; Chromadorea; Rhabditida; Rhabditidae. The transcript is spliced from 3 exons.